AUGUCCGAUGACUCGAAUCCCGAAUAUAUUCAUUUAGAAAGAUUUUUAAAUUUAAUGACCGGAAUUUUAAAAGAUCGCAGGUAUCAAUCUGAACCGGAGAGCAAAAUUCUACGCGCAUUUCAAGUACUUGAUACUCAAAAUAAUGGAAGUCUAACCGAAGAUGAACUUCAUCAAAUUCUCUGCAAAGAAGGCGAGCCGUUCAACGAAGAAGAAUUUCAAGAUUUUAUGACAAUUGCUUUAGAUAACGAAACAACACGAAUAUGUACAUACAAAGAUUUUUUAAGUCAUUUAGUGGUGGAAGAUGACUAA
Didymodactylos carnosus is the source of this 309-nucleotide messenger RNA. The record is from the annotation of a GenBank genome assembly. NCBI's taxonomy places the organism in Eukaryota, Metazoa, Rotifera, Eurotatoria, Philodinida, Philodinidae.